Staurois parvus is the source of this 371-nucleotide messenger RNA. The record is from the annotation of a GenBank genome assembly. NCBI's taxonomy places the organism in Eukaryota, Metazoa, Chordata, Amphibia, Anura, Ranidae.
UCAUGCUGCUGCCAGGCCCCGUAGUAUCUGUCAUGGGUGGCCCUGUACCGCCUCCCAUUGCUGCUGUCCAAGGUCUAGAUCGACCACACUCUGCUCAUGCUGCCACUUUCAGGUCUCCUCAACUGCUGGUGGUUUCCAUUUUGUCAAAAGGGUGCUGGCAGAUUACGGGCCUCCCAUUGCACGGUGCUGGCAACAGGACCCGUAAUCCCCCGCCCGAUGGAAGCCCCUGUACCGCCUCCUCAUGCUGCUGCCAGGUCCAAGCGUGUCUCAUGGGUCCCUGUACGGCCUCCCAUGCUGCUCGUCUCCAUCGCCACACUCUGCCAUGUGCCACUUUCAGGUCUCCUCACACUGCUGGUGGGUUGUCCAUUUUG